Molecule: messenger RNA, 1566 nt
Organism: Patiria miniata (bat star)
Lineage: Eukaryota; Metazoa; Echinodermata; Asteroidea; Valvatida; Asterinidae
Product: craniofacial development protein 2-like
Exons: 1
Coding region: 1-1005 (334 amino acids)
Molecular function (GO): catalytic activity
Source: RefSeq, a predicted model, not a curated record
AUGACGCGAAACAAACCAAAUCCUAUACUUCCAGCGGCGGGAGUCCGCAGGAAAACAGCAGCUGGACGCGGCACUGGCCCUAAUGGGCUACAUGACGGCGGGUCUUUAAACCCUGACCAUUCUGGGAGGGACCAGCCUGACUCCAGAGCCAAGACCACUGUGCAACUGUUGAAAUGUAAGAGGAACCUCACCUUCUCAACAUUCAACGCUUGUACUAUACGGGAGAUGUCUAGAGCUACGGCUAGCUGUAGCAGGAGAUGUAGUGUAGAUGUACUUGGCAUACAGGAGCACAGACGUGUUCAUCCUGACGAGGAGAUCCGUUUCGACAUGGUUAAAGGGGUGGAUCUCAUCACAUCCUCUGCGUGGAGAAACCCAACCACCAGGGCUGCGGUAGGAGGAGUCGGACUACUGCUCAGCAGGCGGGCAAGGAAGGCACUCCAGAGUGUCAACUCUCUCAGUCCACGCGUCCUCGUCGCUACAUUUGAUGGCAACCCUGCCACCACAGUAGUAGUGGCCUCCUCACCCCACAACCACAGUGAGGAGGCUGAUGUUGAACAGUUCUACCUGGAUCUCCGAGCAGUAGCUGAACAGGUGCCUGUGCAUCACUUCCUUACCUUUCUCGGCGACUUCAAUGCCUGGAUAGGGAGAGACGAUGCACUCUUUACAUACCAUGAUGAGACGAACCGGAACGGGGAACAUUUGGUCAGCUUUAUCGAGGAACACAAUCUACUCGCGGCUAAUACCAUGUUCCAGAAACGGCCUAGCAAAUUCUGGACCCACAAGGACAGAGCUUCUGAUGACAAGUGUCAACUAAAUUACAUCUUGGUACGACGUAAAUGGCGUAACAGUGUAGUUAACGCUGAAGCGUUCAGCACGUUUGAAACUGUCAAUUCGGAUCACCGGGUUGUAUCAAUGAAAGUGAAGCUCAGUCUUAGACGGCCGAAGGCAAGCAAACCUAAGGAGAGGGUAGACUGGAGAAUGUUUUCGACGCACGCUGAACUUUAAGCCCAGUAUACAGUGGAGGUCAAGAACCGAUACCAUAUGCUGUUGAAUGACGAGGGAGUAGAAGAGGACGGAGAGGAGGCAGAAGAAGGCGGGGAAGAGAGGGCAACAGCUCGCUACAAAUUUUUUGUUGAAGCCAACCAGGAGGCCAUGCAGAGCAUGCCCAAGGUGAAGCAAAAGCGACGCUUGCGGCACUCGGAGCAUCCGGACGUUGUCGCGGCACGGAGGACAGCUGACGACUGCCACAAACCCUCACACGCGAGAAAACAGACGUGCGGAAGGACGAGCUCAGAGCAGCUAAGUUACAUCUGUUCCAAGUGUAUGACAGGCUUAGGGAUGGGGAGAUUGACGAGAAGGUGAAGCAAAUCGAGGAGGCUACUGGAGGGAAGCGACAUGGCGUGGCGUGGAAGAUAGUAAAUGAUAUCACCGGACGGACGGAAGCUAAGUCGGGGCAGGUUAAUGGCAACAGCCCACAGGACCGCAUCAACACAUGGCACACCCAUUUCAAGUCCUUGCUUGGUCAACCUCCAACAGUCACGGACGAGGACGAGGGUAUCGAGACCG